AUGGCAUUGACACAAGAAUCCAACACUAUAAUCCCACCAAAGAUACGCGACUCAGGAAGUUUUCCACAAUUACCCUGCUCAAUAGGAGAAAUCUAUAUUGGUCAAGCAUUAUGCGAUCUUGGGGCAAGCAUAAACUUAAUGCCUCUUUCCAUCUUCAAAAGAUUAAAUGUGGGACAGCUAACACCCACAACGAUGACUCUUCAACUCGUCGAUAGAUCUUUGGUGCACCCUGAAGGGAAAUUAAAGGAUGUCUUGAUAACAAUAGACAGAUUUAUUGUACCUACAGACUUCAUUAUCUUAGAUUAUAGGGUGGAUAAAGAUGUUCCAAUCAUAUUGGGACGACCAUUCUUGUCUACUGGUCGUGCUCAAAUAGAUGUGCACAAGGGUGAAAUCACAAUGAGCGUCAACAGAAAGAAGCUCAGGUUCAAUAUUAUCAAGGCAAUGAAGUUCCCAAAUGAAGAAGGCCUAUCAGAUUCUGAUGAUGAACACACUUGCAUUGAAAAUUGGGAGUCCGAGGAAGAAAAUGAAGAAAGAGAGGAUGUGACAGCAUCCAUAGAGACUUGCCAUGCAAUAACAAAGAUAUUGAUGAAUGAGGAAAUGUUGAAUUUGGAUGAAGAAAGAAAAAUAAGAAGCCCUCUUUAG
Molecule: messenger RNA, 642 nt
Organism: Benincasa hispida (wax gourd)
Lineage: Eukaryota; Viridiplantae; Streptophyta; Magnoliopsida; Cucurbitales; Cucurbitaceae
Source: RefSeq, a predicted model, not a curated record